ACCAACCAUUCCACUCUACAAGAUGUUCGUUUACUUCAGUGCCGUUCUUAUCGCUGCCAAGAAGUUAGUGUUCCAAAAUACUUUUGCUGGUGGUGGUCGCGCGUGUACCACCAAAAUGCAGUUCUUCGUGCGGUGCUUCGGACUUUGUCUGAUUGCUGUGAAUUCGCUUGGAGUUUUCGCUCAAAAUGUGGAUAUUUUUCCCGACUUGCCGCUCGGCGUUAUUGAUGGCAAAAAUGUGCUAUGCAGAGAUCAAAGCCGGUUGUAUGUGGAGGCUUUGAGGAAUUUAAGUUUAUGGGCAUAUGAAACAAUAUAGGUCAUUUUUUGGAACGCUGUUUUUCCAUGGGGAUCUAUUUGUUGAUUCCUUCUUUAUCCUGAGCGGGCUGUUAGUAACCUACUGCCUGCUAGUCCAAUGGGAGAAGAAGUUCCUAAACCCCGCCUACGUAAUUAUUUUGAGAUACAUGCGAUUGACUCCGCUCUACGCCUUCGUCAUUUUUUUCUGCGCGACUUUCUUCGACUUUGUGGGAUUUGGUCCGAUGUGGAAAAUAAUAAUUUCACCAGAGGUGCAGGACUGCAGAAAGAACUGGUGGACCAAUUUACUCUACAUCAGCAACUACGUCAAUGCUGACCACAUGUGCAUGGUUCACAGUUGGUAUUUGUCCUGCGACUUUCACUACUUCAUCCUGGCCCUCGCCCUAACAAUCCUCAUAUACAAAAUGAAGAGAACUGGACUGGCUUUAUUGGGCUUGGUGUUUCUCGCAUCGAUUCUCAUCCCGUUUAUCAUUGUCUUCAUCUACCAACGGCCGGCAGUUUUAUUUUUCUACCUGGAUUUCAUCCGAAGCCCCAAGUCGCAUCCAGAUUUUUUGCUCACGUAUAUUAAGUCGCAUGCCAGAAGCACUCCUUAUAUUGUGGGGAUUAUUGCCGGAUAUAUGUUUUACAGAUUGAGGCAACAUAAAGUCAGUGUUAAUUGGAUAAUGUCCUACUUGAUAUUUAUAAGCUCGGUGACGUUAAUGGUGGUAUCGAUAGUAACUGGAGCGAUUUUUUACAACCCAUACUACCAAUACGACACUCUUGAUGCGGCCGCAUACUCAGCUUUGCAUAGAACUGUUUGGUCAAUUGGGAGCAUUGGAGUCUUAUACGUUGCCAGCUAUGGGCAGCUUAAGUGGGUCUACUGCUUCCUGGCAUGGAGGCCCUGGAUCCCACUAAGCAAACUGGUCUAUGGUGCUUAUUUGAUCCAUUUCCAGAUACAAAUGCGGGCAGUUGCAAAGAAAGGCGCGGCCGAUGUUACGUCGUAUUUCGAUAUUAUUAGUUUGGCCCUUUCCGACAUAGUGCUAUCAUUCGCAACCGCUUUCUUGCUUUACUUAGCCGUUGAGGCGCCCUUCAGAAACAUCUUUGCCAUACUGUUUUUCCCACCAAAGGACAACAGGAAGAGCCACAUGAACAAUAACAACAACAAGGAGGAAAACGUAAGCGAGACCACCAGUGAUAGUCAUUUGUAACCGGACAAUAAAUCCCUUAAUUAAGCGUAGUUAAUUUAACAUAGCAAUCAAUAAGGCUUGAUUUUAUUUAAUAGAGGUUUAGAGAUUUUGGAAAAAAAGUAUAUUCGAAUGUCUUCUGGAAUGCGAUUCAAGGCAUACAAAAAUGUUGGUUUUUUCGGAUGAUAUUGUUCAGACAGAAUCUACUAGUCAAUGUAAAUAGUAGUUAGGACCUAAACUUAAGUUAAUGUAGCAUUUGCGAGAUGUAUUCGUUCGAUGAGUAUAUUUUUGUACGAAAAUCUAAUAAAAUUUGUAAAGUUU
This is a messenger RNA of Dendroctonus ponderosae (mountain pine beetle), 1793 nucleotides long. RefSeq names its product nose resistant to fluoxetine protein 6. The record is from RefSeq and is a predicted model, not a curated record. Gene Ontology annotation, molecular function: acyltransferase activity, transferring groups other than amino-acyl groups. Lineage: Eukaryota; Metazoa; Arthropoda; Insecta; Coleoptera; Curculionidae.